Messenger RNA from Ixodes scapularis (black-legged tick), 1189 nucleotides. RefSeq names its product arginase-1. The transcript has 10 exons. Gene Ontology annotation, molecular function: arginase activity; manganese ion binding. The record is from RefSeq and is a predicted model, not a curated record. Gene Ontology annotation, cellular component: cytoplasm; nucleus; cytosol. Lineage: Eukaryota; Metazoa; Arthropoda; Arachnida; Ixodida; Ixodidae. Bases 134 to 1189 code for a protein of 351 amino acids.
AGAAUCGCCGACGGAUACAUUUUAACCACGGUUGUUCGGCGACGUCUCGCGCUUUCGAGCUCGCUGCAGCACGACUUGAGUGGUAACAGCGUUCAGUGUCUCUGUGCUGGGACCAGCGGUUGCUCUCGAAAAUAUGGGACAGGCGAGGUCUCGGUUCCUGAGCGUUUCGGUGCAGAGUUGCCGGCAUUUCACGAGAUCGGAGUCAACCUGCCGAGAGAUCGGUAUCCUGGGAGCCCCUCUGCGUUCUGGUCAGCGGAAGAAAGGCGUAGAAGAGGCUCCGAAGUUCCUCCGCGAAGCCGGCGUGAUCCAGAGGCUGGAAGCUCUAGGCUACACGGUGAAAGAUUACGGUGAUGUCGCAGUAGAAGGCAAUCCAGACCUCAUAGUGGAGAAAGCAAUUGAAAGUGACGUCGUUGGGAAGACCACCAAAAACAUCCGCGACGCUGUGGCGGCAGCGGUAAGCUCGGGUCGGCUCACCGUGAACCUGGGUGGAGAUCACAGCUCGGCCAUCGGGACCGUUACCGGGCACGCAGCAGCCACCCACUCGGACGUGGCCCUGAUCUGGAUCGACGCCCACGCUGACAUGAACACCGUCAGGUCGAGCGGCUCCGGUAACCUCCACGGAAUGCCUGUGUCGUUCCUUUUGCACGAGAUGGCGCAUUUCGUCACGAAGCCUCCAAGUCUGGAAUGGGUGCAACCCUGCGUCCACAAAGAAAACUUCGCCUUUAUCGCGCUGAGGGAUGUAGACUCAUAUGAGAGGUACUUCAUCGACCACCUGGGCAUAACGACGUUCGGAAUGGCCGAGAUUGAUCGCGUAGGGAUAAGGGAAACCAUACAGCGCGUGCUGAAGAAGAUCAAUCCCACAGGAACGAAAUCUCUACACGUAAGCUUCGACAUUGAUUCCAUCGAUAAACUCAUCGCUCCGAGCACGGGAACUUCAGUUAUCGGAGGCCUUACAAUGCGAGAAGCCUUCGUGAUUGCCGAAGAGGUACACCAAUCAGGACAGCUCAGGGUCCUAGACCUGACAGAAGUCAAUCCUCGGCUGGGAACCGUGGAAGAAGUCACGCGAACCGUCGGCUGCGGGGUGGACGUCAUCAGCGCCUUCUUCGGAAAUCAGAGGAACGGAAAUCUGCCUCUCGAAGUGGACUCUGCCGUUGUCGGAGAAAACGCUGUACACAAGCGAUCACGAUAG